UUUCAAAAGAAGGCUAAAGUACAUCUCCUGCUACAUCUUGUUGAUGACAUUGAAAGCCUGGGGCCAGCAAAUGGUUUCUGCACUGAAAGAUUUGAGGCCUUCAAUCAUUUCAUCAGAGGAUUAAAUAUAAACAGCAACAGGCAUGCAUCAAGCUUAGAUAUAUGUACAAAAUUUGCUAAGAUGGAAAGGCUUCGCUUUGUCCUAAGAGGAGGAACAUGGGGAAAAGACCACAGCUUACAAGCAUCAGAAUGCAUCAAAAACUUGGCAAAAGAACCAAAGCUGCAACAAUUUUUGGACAACAUCCCAAAGAAGGAGAGCAUGGAAGAUAAAGCAAUUUAUCACCCUGGAUGCUUAAGAAAAGGAAACUAUGACAAAGGGAAACUGCAGACAAAGCCUCUGAGUGAGUGCCUAGAACAAGUCGCAAUUGAAGCAGCUGGUCUCCCUUAUGAUACAGAAGUCACAUCCUUUAAAGCUGUUCUUAGUGAGAGGCAAACUCUUAUUAAUUCAGGUUCAGCCAUUGUAUAUGUGGAUGACCAGCAUCAGCAUCAUCUUGGUAUUUUCAAAAAAGGAAUCAAGAUCAAAAAUCCUGACCAAGAAGUUGUGGCAGUUGAGGAAGUGAGAUUCGCCAAAGAUGAAUUGGAAAACCAAAUAUUCGGAGCAUUUCAGUGUCCCAAGGUUGAACUAACUGGGCAAGUGAAAUUGUUGUCACCUCAGUGUGUUAUUGAACAAGUAUGCCUCAUCCAUGAUUGCUCUGCAGGAAGAUGUUGUUAUAAAGAGAGUCAAACAACUGUGACAGUUGAAAGGGAGGCUGUGAGUAAAGCAACAUAUAAGUUUGUUCACAACACAAUCAUUGUUACUACUUGGUGA
Molecule: messenger RNA, 867 nt
Organism: Dendronephthya gigantea
Lineage: Eukaryota; Metazoa; Cnidaria; Anthozoa; Malacalcyonacea; Nephtheidae
Exons: 5
Coding region: 181-867 (228 amino acids)
Source: RefSeq, a predicted model, not a curated record